GCACCAAGCCUCAAAUUGACAUGUCAUGACAAGGCAGAAGGACCGGUUUGUCGAAAGCUACAGUAUUUUACUGGUUCAACGCUGCACCACAGAUAAUAUGAUGACGUUAUCUGGCGUAAAUGAGAGCUACAGCCUGAGCUAGCUAGCUAUAUGUACCUGCAAGUUCAGCGAACUAGCAGCUAGCUAACCGUAGCUAGUUAGCCUGCCAAGGAAAGCAAUGGCUUGAUUACAGCAUUUAGCUAGCAAACAACAGAUAUCUAGCUGCUAGUUAUUAGGUAUUAGGUGCUGAUUGCAAACGUGGAUUUCCAACAUGUGGUGCACAUAGCACGUAUUUCAACAUUUAUAUGACUUGUAUAAAUUUACAUUUCAUCUUUUGUCGAGCAAACCCCCAAAACACAGCGGGCCACAAAUGGAACCAGGGAGUUCGCGUGAAAGUCCAUCCGGCUCUGGGGGUCCCGAAGUGGUGGGCCUACGUGAGGAGACCCCCGGCGAAGAGGCUGAGGAUGGGGGCAACUGUAUCCUGAAAGGAGGAGGAGACGGAGGCAACGAAGACAGGAUGAAAGCAGAAUGUAAGGAUGAUGCUGUUACUGGGAAAAAGAUUGAGGAUACUGAUGAAGACAAAUUUGAAGAGGAAUUGGACCCUAGAAUUCAGGAGGAGCUUGAGCACCUAAAUCAGGCCAGUGAUGAGAUCAACAAGCUGGAACUGCAACUGGAUGAUGCUAGGUCCAGCUACAGGAGGAUCCUCACUGACUCAGCCAGGAAGCUCAAUGCUCAGGGCUCCCAGCUAGGCACCUGCAUUGAGAAGGCCAGGCCCUACUACGAAGCCCGCAGACUAACCAAAGAGGCCCAGCAGGAGACUCAGAAGGCAGCGUUGCGGUACGAGAGAGCCGUCUCCAUGCAUACGGCUGCCAGAGAGAUGGUGUACGUGGCAGAACAGGGGCUCCUGGCAGACAGGAACACUCUGGACCCCACCUGGCAGGAGAUGCUCAACCACGCCACCUCCAAGGUGAACGAGGCAGAGGAGGAGCGGCUGCGGAGCGAGAGGGAACACCAGCGGGUCACUCAGCUGUGCCAGGAGGCAGAGCAACGUGUCCAGACCCUCCAGAAAUCCCUGAAGAGGGUCAUCGUCAAGUCCAAACCUUACUUUGAGCUCAAGGCUCAGUUCAACCACAUACUAGAGGAGCACAAGGCGAAUGUGGUGCAGCUGGAAGAACGUGUCGCAAAGGUGAAGAUGCGCUACUCCGUCGCCCUGCGCAACCUGGAGCAAAUCAGCGAGCAAAUCCAUGCUCAGAGGGGGCGUGUCCGAGCCACUAGGGCCCACCUCGUAGCCUGCGGUGGGCGGAGCUCCCCAGUGGGGGCGGAGGCUGAGGUCAAAGCUGCGGUCGGGGUUCAGGUUGGAGGAGCAUGUGGCGGAGGAGGAGGCUUGGAUGAGAAGGACUGGGCUGAUCGAGAGAAGACCAGGCAGUGGGUGGAGAGACACAGAGAGCAGGGCUGGGGUCACAGGGAGAGGGGGGAGGCAGGGUCAGACUCCAUGUCUGACAUGAGCCUCCAGACCAUCGCUUCGGAUCUGGAGAAGUGUGACUCGGUGGGGCACCUGGGGGAUCUGAGUGACGUGAGCAGCCUGAUGGGAGAGGACUGGGAGAGGGAGAGGGACCAGUCCUUUAUGGCUGAGAACAGAGACCGAGACGGGAACCCCAGGGCAGAGGAGAGAGUUGUGAGGGACAUGAGCAGCCUGAUGGGAAAGGAGAGGGAGAGGGACCAGUCCUUUAUGGCUGAGAACAGAGACCGAGACGGGAACCCCAGGGCAGAGGAGAGAGUUGUGAGGGACGUGAGCAGCCUGAUGGGAAAGGAGAGGGAGAGGGACCAGUCCUUUAUGGCUGAGAACAGAGACCGAGACGGGAACCCCAGGGCAGAGGAGAGAGUUGUGAGGGACGUGAGCAGCCUGAUGGGAAAGGAGAGGGAGAGGGAGAGGGACCAGUCCUUUAUGGCUGAGAACAGAGACCGAGACGGGAACCCCAGGGCAGAGGAGAGAGUUGUGAGGGACGUGAGCAGCCUGAUGGGAAAGGAGAGGGAGAGGGAGAGGGACCAGUCCUUUAUGGCUGAGAACAGAGACCGAGACGGGAACCCCAGGGCAGAGGAGAGAGUUGUGAGGGACGUGAGCAGCCUGAUGGGAAAGGAGAAGGAGAGGGAGAUGUCCUUGAUAGCUGAGAUCCGAGACGGGAACGCCAGGGCAGAGGAGAGAGUUCUGAGGGAUGUUGUCAUCCCCACUCCAAGGCAGGAUAGAUUGGAGGAGGUGAGGGGGGCGAUACGGAGAGAGAGACAGGAGAGCUUUGUCAAGCAGCACCACAGAAGUGUGAGUUUGUGAGUCCAGAAGAAUAGAAUGGGCUGGUGAGUGAUGAUGAUGAGUGAUCAAAUAAGGGAAUGAGAUCAGAAGGUCAACAUCAUAGACAUGGAGACUGUAGAAGCACCCUAUUCCCUAUAUAGUGCACUACAUUUGACCAGAGCCCCAGUAGGUAAUGGGGUGUCAUUUGGGACGCUGCCUGCAUCAUUGUGAAGCUGCCUGCAUCAUUGUGAAGCUGCCUGCAUCAUUGUGAAGCUGCCUGCAUCAUUGUGACGCCGCCUGCAUCAUUGUGACGCCGCCUGCAUCCUUGUGACGCCGCCUGCAUCCUUGUGACGCCGCCUGCAUCCUUGUGACGCCGCCUGCAUCAUUGUGACGUUGCCUGCAUCAUUGUGACGCCGCCUGCAUCAUUGUGACUCUGCAGAGGGGAGUAGGAGGAGGGUGGCUGGUGCAUCAUGAAUAACAAUGUGAGAAAGAGAGAAGAGGAAGUGAUUUUUAAACUAGGUCCCUGUGGGAAUUGUAGUUCUCUCACACUGAUCUGUCUAUUGUUCAACACAAGUAAAGAUAUCGGUGACCUGAGACUGCCAACGCAUGACAAAUCCACUGAGGCCAAGGCUCGUCUAAACACAAUGCUGAAUGUAGAUACAGAGACCACGUAACUUAGGCCAUACACUUACUCUACUGACCGUUUCACAUGCGGGAGAAAUGUACGCAGCAAAGCUUAUUUUAGGAAUGUUAUUUUUAUAUUGACUUUAGUCCCUGAAUUAAUACCUUUUUCCGUAUGGAUUGAAUUAGCACAUAAUAGUUUUUUGUUGUUGCUCGUCCUUGGCAUGAACACAAGGCGUUAAUGCAAGCGAUACUGCUCUCUCUCCCUCUUGAGUAGAAAUACAAACAGGAAUAUGAAUAUUGUAUUUUAAACACCUUCGGAUAAGAAGUUAAUUUAAACAAACAUUUGAUUUAGUUUGUAGACCAGUUGUAUUGUUUUUACCUCCCGGUAGAAUGUUCUGGAAAUGUUCCCAGCAGCUAGAGGACCAACGACUCCUCAGACACGAGACUAUAGAGAAUGUGUCCGGCACUCGCAUUGAUCUAACACUUCCACAGUGUUUCUCUCUCUGACCUUUUCACAAUCCCUGUUUUCUGUCAGGAAGAAAUGUCAGCUAGCCUGGGGUUGCGUCCAAUAUUACACCCUAUUCCAUAUGUAGUGAACUGCUUUUUACCAGGGCCAUUUGGGACCUUUCCAAGAUGUUACACUGCAUGGUGGGAAAUGGUUCUAAUUAGUUUUUAAAAAUUGUUUUAGAUUUGAAAUAGUUUGCCAGUGUUUUACCGUAGUUAACGCUGUUUAAACAUGAACUGGUAUUUUGGUAUUUUAUUAGGAUCCUCAUUAGCUGUUGCAAAAGCAGCCGCUACUCUUCCUGGAGGUUCCACACAAAACAUAACAUCAAUAGACAGUAGAACAGCUCAAGGACAGAACUACAUUUUUUAUUUUGUUUUUUUAAACAUUUUAUUUAACGAGGCAAGUCAGUUAAGAAGACAUUCUUAUUUCACAAUGACGGCCUAGGAACUGUGGGUUUAACUGCCUUGUUCAGGGGCAGAAAGAAAGAUUUUUACUUUGUCAGCUCGGGGAUUCGAUCUUGUAACCUUUCGGUUAACUAGUCCAACGCUUUAACCACUAGGGUACCUGCCGCCCCUACACUCUAACCACUAGGGUACCUGCCUCCCCUACACUCUAACCACUAGGGUACCUGCCUCCCCUACACUCUAACCACUAGGGUACCUGCCUCCCCUACACUCUAACCACUAGGGUACCUGCCUCCCCUACACUCUAACCACUAGGGUACCUGCCACCCCUACACUCUAACCACUAGGGUACCUGCCUCCCCUACACUCUAACCACUAGGGUACCUGCCUCCCCUACACUCUAACCACUAGGGUACCUGCCUCCCCUACACUCUAACCACUAGGGUACCUGCCACCCCUACACUCUAACCACUAGGGUACCUGCCGUCCCUACACUCUAACCACUAGGCUACCUGCCGCCCCUACACUCUAACCACUAGGGUACCUGCCACCCCUACACUCUAACCACUAGGCUACCUGCCGUCCCUACACUCUAACCACUAGGCUACCUGCCGCCCCUACACUCUAACCACUAGGCUACCUGCCGUCCCUACACUCUAACCACUAGGCUACCUGCCGUCCCUACACUCUAACCACUAGGGUACCUGCCGUCCCUACACUCUAACCACUAGGGUACCUGCCGUCCCUACACUCUAACCACUAGGGUACCUGCCGUCCCUACACUCUAACCACUAGGGUACCUGCCGUCCCUACACUCUAACCACUAGGCUACCUGCCGCCCCUACACUCUAACCACUAGGGUACCUGCCGCCCCUACACUCUAACCACUAGGCUACCUGCCGUCCCUACAC
This is a messenger RNA of Oncorhynchus nerka (sockeye salmon), 4767 nucleotides long. RefSeq names its product SH3 domain-binding protein 5-like. Gene Ontology annotation, cellular component: cytoplasm. The coding region runs from base 410 to 2365 and encodes 651 amino acids. The transcript has 6 exons. Gene Ontology annotation, molecular function: protein kinase inhibitor activity. Gene Ontology annotation, biological process: negative regulation of protein tyrosine kinase activity; intracellular signal transduction. The record is from RefSeq and is a predicted model, not a curated record. NCBI's taxonomy places the organism in Eukaryota, Metazoa, Chordata, Actinopteri, Salmoniformes, Salmonidae.